Molecule: messenger RNA, 2692 nt
Organism: Blepharisma stoltei
Lineage: Eukaryota; Ciliophora; Heterotrichea; Heterotrichida; Blepharismidae
Source: the annotation of a GenBank genome assembly
AUGGAAGAAAAACAAAAACAUAGAGAUCAUUACGUUUUCAAUACAAUUUCUGCUAAAUUGCAGCCUAAGUUUGAUAGCUAUAUUGUACAGAUCCACCAAUUUUCUCAAGAAUUGACUUACCUGUUAACGAUUGCUGAAAAUGAUAGAGUCUUUGCAGAAAACAAUAAAGAUGAUAUCGAACAAAUAAAAGAAGCAUUAGGCAAAUCUGCUAAUUGUGAAAAUAAACUGAGCAGAAGCAUAAUGACACUUCAUACCCUAGCUCAGGAAAUAGAUGAGCAGUUAAACUGAACUUGAAAAAUUUUAUUUUCUUGUCAAAAUGAAAUAAAUAAAGUGUAUUUUAUAUUAAAUGAUUUUAUUUCAGAAGAAAAAGAAAAAUUGACAUCGAAGUCUCAAGAGAUUGCAAAUGAGUGCAGAAUUCAAUAUUCACAAUUAAUAUGAAAAGAAGAAGGAAAUAAUGAGGAAGUUAUCGAUAAAAAUCUAUUUAGGACUCCAAAAGUAUUGUUUAACAAUUCUAUAAGUUCUCAUGUAUGCAAAGAGCAGGCUGAAAUAUCAUUUAGCUGUACAAAAUUACAAUUGAGAGGAGCCCAUGUGUGUAAAAAAAGUGUGCAGCAUGUAAUUGAUGUAUUUAAUUAUAAUGCUCAGGUGCUUGCUAAUUUUAAUAAUUUGCAAAAAGUGCUGCUUUAUUUAAAGCUGACGUUGGAAAAGAUUGAUAAAAUAUUCAAGACUAUUAUGGGUGCAGGUCAAAUGACUUUGCCUUUUUGAUAGUGUCCAUUUCACCCAAAAUUGAUCGAAAAUUUUUGAUAGUGAGACAUUUGACCGAAAAAACCCGUUAAUUUUUGGCCAAAUGCCCGCACUAUCAAAAAUUUUCGACCAAAUGGAUUUCGAUGAAAUGUACACUGUCAAAAAUCCACGGUCAUUUGACAUGGAGCCGACUAUUAUAGGUCAAGCUAAUAUCAAGAUAAAAAUUUUAGAUCAUAUUGUUGGUGUAAAUAAAACUUUGCUCUUUAAUGAUGACACUUUUGCAGGAUUUAUUGACAAAAUUUCAAGGCAAGAAAAUAAACUAAACGAAGAGCUGUCAAAACUCAACACUUAUAUAACCAAAUUUCCAGCACAAUUGCAAACAUCUGACCAAAGCUGCUUACCAAUUAGUAAUAUCCUUAGCCAAGUGUCCUUAAAAAGCACAAAUUAUGAUAAACUAAAGCAAGCAUAUUCUUUAGGGAAGUCAGUUUCUGCGUUUCUACAGGUUUUAUGUGAGCAAAAAAAAGAAAAUAAGUUCGUAAAUAAUGUGAAAAAAUCAAAUAGAAGAGUAAGCAAAAUUAGGAUUAGCGAAAAAAUUGAUUCAAUUGAUUUUGUUGUUGAGGUUUCUCUAAGAAGACUUAGUCAGCUUAAAAACACAAGUGCAGAAGCAAAUAAAGUUUUUUAUCAUCGACUAAAUAACAAUAUCCUCUAUAAGCUUAUCCAUAUGAAAUCUACAAUUUUAAAAAAAUUCCAACCACACAGCACAGCUAUAAGUUUAUCAAAUGCCAGAAAUAGGCUUACCGAAUUAAUGAGAGCACAUAUAGAUGCCCGAAAAGAAGACCCGCUAAACUGAGACAAAAAUAUCCGAGUCCUUAUGCUGAAGAAAUUUGACUUCGCAUCUAUUGAAAAUAAAGUUCACCAUUCAUAUACUCUAAAUGCAGUAGGAAGCCAUUCUUAUGAAUCAAGCUGAGAGUUGCAAUGCAUAGGAGACGAUAAAUAUUCAUCUGAAAAUUCUGAAGAAGACCAACCUUCUGUUGAAUAUUCUCCAUCAAGCAGUUCUUCUUCAAGUACAGUCUCUGAAAGCGAAUUAUCAGAAAUCUCAGAAAUCAGCUAUAAAAAGACUGAAAUUUUUGAUCAUAACCGAUACCGCAAUAAAAUUCGAGGCAAUCAAGAUUUUAAUAUAUCGUCGUUACAAGACUUAACCAAAAGUUUGAACGCUGAAGUAAAAGAUAUUCAUAAAAAAGGGCUAACAGGAUGGAAAAAAGAUUUAAAAAAUUUGAGAAAAAGAGAAGAAAAAUCUCUCAUAAAUAAUGAAGUCAGAAAACGGUUUAUUUUAGAAAUGGAAAAAAGAAGAGAAUUAAGGAAUAGAACGCUAGAAAACUUGAUGGAAAAAGAAAAGUCGUUUUCCCCUGAGAAAAACAGCAAAAAUAUGACAACAAUAUAUGAAUUACGAUCACAAACCCCAGAGCCAAGCUUACUGACUCAACGAAGUGAGAGAAAUAGAAGCUCACAAAAUGAUAGCCAAUCUAUGAAAUAUUCCAAAAGUAUUGACAUCAUAAAGCAGGUCCAAAACACAGUUUACAAAAAAUCCGUUCAAGACGUUAUAACCAAGCUGGGGAGGCAUAGUGGAGAUACCACUUCUAAUGGCUCUAGAUUUGACCCUGCCACUCGACGUCUUGGAGAAAAACUAAUCAAUCAAAUUUCUGAGCUUACUUAUAUAAACGGUAUGGGGAUGAGAAAAACAAUAUCUUUACUCACAAGAAAAAAGAAAGGAUAUUUACAGCAAAGAAUAGCUUCGAUUCAGCAGGACCGCUCAUUGUCUCCAUUCCUAAAAAUUAAAAGCAUACGAGAUGAGUUUUCUCAGUACGGGAACUCCAAGCCUGUCAUUCCACCUUCUACCACUUCGAUAACGAAGGUGAAAGGGAAAAAUGUUUAUUUAAUGUCACUUAGUUAA